GGGUAAUAAACGCUGACCGGUAGAGUUUACUAUCAAACAACCGGUUAACUUGGGCUUACGCUCGGCCGAAAAACAACAAAAAAGGAAAACCAAGAGGCUGAGCCACGAUGUUUGCUAUAGAGCUUGAACCGCUCCAAGGUUAUAAGAGAGCAUCAAAGUCACUAUUUCACUUAGCAAUCGCUACACAAUCUCUCUCUCUUCCUCUCUCUCCUUCCCACACUAGCGAAAUUUUCACGCUUUUGUCCGCACAAAAGCUCAGAAACCCGGCCAAACCAACACCAUCUCCUCAAUGGCCGCCUCAACAAUAGCUGUGCAAGCGGUGCGGCGUGCGCGCUUGAAGUCGGCGCUGCGCACGGCCCUGGCUUGCUCCAUUGUCGGGCUCAUCACCCUCUACGCCCCGGCCCAUGUUCGGAAGUUCUUGGCAUACCCGGCCUUCUCGUACGUGACGACCAUUUUGAUCGUGUCGGACGCAACGGUCGGCGACGCUUUGAGAGGAGUAUGGAACGCCUUCUACGCGACUACUCAGGUCAUGCUUUUCUCCGUGUUGAGCUUGUGGCUGGCCGGGCCUGCCCGGUUCGCCACUCACGGCGUGGCUGCCGCAGCGGUGUCCCUCGGUGCUUUUCUGGUUGCACUGCCUGAGUCGACUCAUCUGAUGUCCAAAAGGAUCGCUUUCGGCCAGAUGGUGAUCAUCUUUGUGGGAGCUGCCAUAGGGGGAGCGAACACCGGAGUUGUGACCCACCCGGUUCACGUGGCGUCAAGCACCGCACUUGGCGCCCUGGCUUCGGUGCUGGCUCUUUUGUUCCCGUACCCUUGGCUUGCAUGCAGUGAGAUCAGGAAAACAUGCCGAUUGUAUGCCGAGAAUGCAUCUGAGAGGCUGAAUCUCUAUUUAGAUGGUUUCUUCGCCAAGGGACGCCCAGCUGCAGUAGACUUGAUCUCCCAAGCAGCAUGCUUUUCCAGAGUAGCAAAGAAGCUCCUUCAAAAUAUCAAAGAACACGAGAGAGGUGUGUCAUGGGAGAGACCGGGACUAGGAUUCCUAAAUCCUAACUAUGUCAACUUAGGAAAAAGAUUGCGAGAAAUAGAGCUGCCGUUGAGAGGAAUGGAAAUGGCCCUCAAUUCUUGCUCCUCUUUUCCUAUCGGCAUGGCGGACCAAGAACUUCAAAAGGCUUCUCCAAAAAUUAAACUGCACUUGAGGCAAAAACUCGAGCAAGCUAGAUGUUUCGCACCUUGUGAUGCUACAACAGCUCCUGAGACCAAGGGGGACGACAUAGAAAAAGCCCUCCGGCCCUUCACCACCAUCCCCGCAUCUGUGGAAGACCUACCAGCACUUUUCUUCCUUCACUGUGUCCAAAUCCUCCAACACGACCUGAUUUUCAGACAGACUCUAAAACCCGUCGGUUUCAAGAGCCACGAUUCCGUUGCUCAACAGUCUGGAGAAAAAAAUCAAGCUAAGUAUUGCUUCGGAAGGAGGAGGACAAGGCUGAACGUGAAACCGAGCUGCCAAAGUUUGAUUUUUGCAUUGAAGUGCUCCCUUUCUCUGGGUCUCGCUGUGCUAUUUGGUCUGAUAUAUAACAAGGAAAAUGGGUACUGGGCAGGACUCACCAUUGCAAUCAGUUUUGCGGCAGGAAGGCAACCAACCUUCACUGUCGCGAAUGCGCGAGCACAGGGCACGGCCAUGGGAUCAGUGUAUGGAUUACUGGGUUACUUCAUUUGCGGAAGAUCAGUACACCUGAGAUUCCUACCUCUUCUUCCGUGGAUCAUUUUCACUAGCUUGCUCAGGCACAGCAGAAUGUAUGGCCAAGCGGGUGGCAUUUCAGCAGUCAUAGGUGCGUUGCUCAUCUUGGGUCGGAGAGAUUAUGGACCCCCAACACAGUUCGCGAUCGCCAGAAUCACAGAGGCGUCCAUUGGACUGAUCUGCUUCAUCAUGGUAGAACUACUUUGUGAACCUGCAAGAGCGUCAACCCUUGCUAAGGUUGAACUCUCAACGAGCUUGAGAAAACUGGGCGAAUGCAUUGAGGGUAUUGUUCUUUGCUUGGAAGAGAAACAAUGGCCAGAUUCAAGAUUCCACACCUUUCAGGAAAAGCUACGGGAUCUAAGAACCCGCACCUCCAUAUAUGGCGUUCUGACAGAAGAGGCCGUAUCAGAGCCUAACUUCUGGUUCCUCCCCUUUCCAGGGGAUUGCUAUCUCAAGAUUCUCGAAUGCUUGUCGAAGAUGGUGGACCUCAUACAAUUUACCAGCUUCCAACUGGAGUCUCUCCAACGAUUAUCUCUGGGCAUCGGUGUCGCUUGGAAGGAGAUUCAAGAGCCAUUGGAACAGGAUCUGGAGCUUUUCAAGGAAAUGAUGGGCACUUCGAUCCAAUUCCUUGGAGCAGUCACUUCAUUCAAGUCCCUUUCUGCUAUUGACACAGAAUUGCAGAAGACGAGAAUGGCUUGGGACAUCGAAUUAGGGAAGUCGCAAAGUGGAAACCUGACUUUAUUUUCAGGUACAGAUGACAAAGAUGUUGCGAAGGUUACAAGUUCAUUUCUUCGCCGAUCGAAUGAAGUGGUAACAAGAAUUCAUGCUCAAGAAGGUUUGGAGGAGCUCAAGAGCCAAAUAGUUUUGUGCAUUGGUGGCCUGAGCUUUUGCCUGAGCAGGUUGAUGAGAGAAACAAUGAUCAUGGAGGAAAUGGUAAAAGAGCUUCUUCAGAGGGAGAAUCCUACACGUCUCGUAAACAUCUCCGAAAUUUAUUCCAAGCUAAAAGCUUUGAACAUGUAG
This is a messenger RNA of Rhodamnia argentea, 2752 nucleotides long. RefSeq lists its product as uncharacterized. Gene Ontology annotation, biological process: transmembrane transport. Lineage: Eukaryota; Viridiplantae; Streptophyta; Magnoliopsida; Myrtales; Myrtaceae. Gene Ontology annotation, cellular component: plasma membrane. Bases 290 to 2752 code for a protein of 820 amino acids. The transcript is spliced from 3 exons. The record is from RefSeq and is a predicted model, not a curated record. Gene Ontology annotation, molecular function: transmembrane transporter activity.